Odocoileus virginianus texanus is the source of this 3231-nucleotide messenger RNA. It is a transcript of the gene PROX2, whose product is annotated as prospero homeobox 2. Lineage: Eukaryota; Metazoa; Chordata; Mammalia; Artiodactyla; Cervidae. The record is from RefSeq and is a predicted model, not a curated record. Gene Ontology annotation, molecular function: RNA polymerase II cis-regulatory region sequence-specific DNA binding; DNA-binding transcription factor activity, RNA polymerase II-specific. Gene Ontology annotation, biological process: regulation of transcription by RNA polymerase II. Gene Ontology annotation, cellular component: nucleus.
AUGGAUCCAAACUCCAGCUUGCUUUCGGGUCCAGCCCAAUAUCCGACAGAACCUUGUAUGGAAGGUGGAAGAAGUCUGUCCCCCAGGGAGCAGAGCAGAUGCUCCCCCUUUGCCUGGAGUCAGGUCCCCAGCUCCAGCCUCUCCGACCCUGACUGCUUUGGGGAUGAGCACAUCCAGGCAAAGAGGGCCAGAGUAGAGACCAUCGUCCGAGGCAUGUUCCUCUCCCCAACCCCUUUGGGGCCAGGCAGGGCCCCUGCCGGGGACAGCCUGAGCUGCCCAGAGAAGGCCCAGGGGCGGAAGAGGAAGCAGAGCCUUCCCGCGCAGCAAGGUCCCCUGGAGCCAGGCCCUGCUGGGAACCGGGGCUGCGGCAGGAAGGGGGGCCCUCGGGUGAGAGGACAGCUCCACCUGCUGAGGCAGCAGGUGAGACACCUGCAGGAACGCAUCCUGCGGGCCGUGGAGCCCAGGGCCGCAGCUCAGGGCCCUCUGACGGCAGACCAGAGGAACGGCCCUGGGCCUGGGCCCUGGGGGGUGGACAGCGACCACCACCACUGCCCGGGGUCCAUCGGGGACCUCUCCAGACUGGAGAAACACAGAGUGUCUGAGGUCCAGUACCUGCCUGAGGGGCCCAGGUUUCUUCCCUCUGAAGCAUGGGCCUUGCUGGAGAGUCUGAAGAAAGAACUGACGGGGGCCAUAUCCCAGGCUGUGGACUCGGUGUUACAGAAGGUACUGGUGGAUCCAUCGGGGCACCUGACUCAGCUGGGCGGGAGGUUCCAGGGGCCCGUGCCAGACGGGAGGAAUGAGUCCUCGCCUCCCGAGGGCGGUGCCCGUAAAGAUCCGCUUCCUCUGGCAGCCUUGCCGAGGCGGGUCCAGACACCAGCAGGGGCUCCGCUGGGAAGCUUAACGCUGGCCAAGUCUCUAGAUCCUCCCAGGUACCCCACCUCUCCGAGAAUGAUCCCCAAACCCUAUCAGGCUCCCCCAGCAGACUGUCCCUUGGCGGUUGCACCUGCCCACAUCCAGGAGGAGCAGAUUCUUGGCCAGCUACUGGGCCAUGGGCCCGGGGGCCACUGGAGGGGCGGUCUUCCUCAGGACCCAUCUGCCCGGAGCCAGCCCUCCUCGGAGGUGGCCCUGCAACCUUGGGGAGCUGCCAGACUGCGACCUUUGGCCUCGGGCCGGCAGCAGUGCCCCUGGCCCUUCACGUCCACCUGUUUGGAAAGACUGGCCCUCGUUCCCCCAGUGAAAAUGGAGCCGGGUGGCCUGCAGGCUAUCACGGACACGCUUCCUUUCUCUGCGGCCCACAUCCAGGAGGGCCUCAAUCCUGGUCACUUGAAGAAGGCCAAACUAAUGUUUUUCUUCACACGCUACCCCAGCUCCAACCUCCUGAAGGCUUACUUCCCUGAUGUUCAGUUCAACCGCUGCAUCACCUCCCAGAUGAUCAAGUGGUUCAGCAACUUCCGUGAGUUUUAUUACAUACAGAUGGAGAAAUUUGCCCGGCAAGCGAUUUCCGAUGGUGUCACAAAUCCCAAAAUGCUGGUGGUUCUCCGCGACUCAGAACUUUUUCGAGCUCUCAAUAUGCACUACAACAAGGGAAACGACUUUGAGGUCCCAGACUGCUUCUUGGAAAUCGCCAGCUUGACAUUACAGGAGUUCUUCAGGGCUGUCUCCACAGGCAAAGACGCAGAUCCUUCCUGGAAGAAACCCAUUUAUAAAAUUAUUUCAAAACUGGACAGUGACAUCCCAGAGAUAUUCAAAUCUUCCAGCUAUCCCCAGGAACUGUUUCGGAAUUAAGAUCCCACAAAGUGAGGAGUGACUGGCCUGGCUUUCCUGGGUUUGAUUCUCAAAUGGCAGUCAGUACAUCUGUAGUCAUAUAAAGAGGGCAUAAGGAGAAAUCCCUCAAAUAGGUACUAUGACCAUUUUUUGAUCAUUUAUUUCCUUUUCCAGAAUUACCAGAGGUUUAACAUUAACUAUAAAAUAUUGUAAAAGGAACACAAUGGUUUGGAACCAGAACAAUCUCCACUCCACUGUUUCCAGGUAUCAUGACCCUGGGAACCUGCAGGUGUCCCUGCAUCUGUAAAACGAGGUUGUAAGGAUAGAGAGAUACAUCUUAGAGAACUCUGUGAAAUGUUUAUUACUCACUACACAAAUGUUCUUUUCUUCCCCCUUCAGCUUUCAAAGUUAUCUUAUUUGGAUUCUUUUUUUUUUUUUUUUUUACAAAUUGCUGUUUUUAGUUACUUAUUUAUCAAGCUUCACCUAUGUGCAAGACACUUUCAAAUACAUUACCUUUAAGCUAUUUAUCCCGAAAAGUAGAUUUUAUCUUCAUUUUAAAAAUAGCCAAACAGAAUCUUAGAACUGUGAGGUAAGUCGCCAAAGCCCAGGAGGCCAGGGCAUUUGGGUCGGGAGGGAUGGUCAGGUGCACGGAGGCACCCACGACCUUCUGACGCCAGGCUGCAUGGGGACCACGUGGUGCUGCCGCCCGCGCUCUCACACAGGCCACCGUCCCCGGUGAGCAUCCAGCCCUGAUGCGGACUGUCUUCUGACAACCCCUGCCUGGCACUUAGGAGUGCUUGUCACCCGGAUGUCCACCGAUCCUUUCAGCAAAGCCAACACAAACUUUAUGCAGGACUUGAGAGUUGUUACACAUUCACAGUCAUCUGCUGGAAGUUUAUCAGCAGUUAAAUAACCCAAACUGUCUCUAGUCGACCAAUGCAAUGAAUGCCUCAAGCUCCUAUGUGCCGAAGAAACUGAACUUCAGGCCGUGAAAGCUAGAAAGGGCGUGAGGGCUCAUCUGGCCCAGCUUGCUUAAAUGAGGAAGGAGGAAACUGAAGCUCAGACAUGAGGCUUGUGCACAGCCUCACAGAUGAUGAAUGGCGUAACGGAGACAAAUACGGCAUCACACAGAAAUGGAAACUCCCCUGCUCCAUAAGGACCUUACAGCCCAUGGUCAAUCUUUCACAGAUAAAGGAAUUCAGGAAAUCAACAUUUUUUUUCUUUUCCCCCUGCUGGUCCAACACAAAUGGUGACUUGCUCUGAGCAUGUAAGUAAGACCUCUGGAAUACUGGGUAAUUGCAGCAUCCCAGCUAGUCAGAAUAAAGUCUUUGAAAGCAUGCCAAAAGUGCACAGGCCAGGGCAGGCAUCACUCAGAGCUCAUUCCGACUAAGGGGUGUCUGUGAUUUCAUUAGCUUACUGCUUUCUCCUGUACAGAAAUUACUAUAUCAACUACCCUACUUCCUUGAC